Helobdella robusta is the source of this 3489-nucleotide messenger RNA. RefSeq lists its product as hypothetical. Gene Ontology annotation, biological process: nucleosome assembly. Gene Ontology annotation, cellular component: nucleus; CAF-1 complex. The transcript is spliced from 7 exons. The record is from RefSeq and is a predicted model, not a curated record. NCBI's taxonomy places the organism in Eukaryota, Metazoa, Annelida, Clitellata, Rhynchobdellida, Glossiphoniidae. Bases 1 to 3489 code for a protein of 1162 amino acids.
AUGAGUAAAGUUGAUGAUGGUACCAAUGGUAGUAAACUUAAAAGUGGCAACAACAACAUCAACAAAGUUACGACAAACAUAACAAAAGUAACUUGCGUUAACCUUAGCAAAAGUUUCAGCAACAACAACAACAGUAAUAAUAAUAAAAAUAAUAAUAAUAUGAAUAAUAAUAAUAAUAAUAUCAACAACAACAAAAACAUCGUCGAAAUCGCGAUGAAAUGGAAAAAUAAAACCGUCAAGAGUGCCAAUUGUAAACAACAUCAACAACAAACUCAUCAGCAACUGCAGCAACAGCGGUUGCUUCCUCAACAGCAGCAGCCACAACAGCAACAGCUACAUUUAAAUCUAGCAGCAUCAAAGCAGCAGCAACAACAUCAACAAUCUAAACAUACAGGACAACAACAUCAACAAAAAUGUGGGGAAAACAAUUUAGAUAAAACCCCCGUGAGUUAUAGCGAUGUUGAUGUUGUUAAACCUCUCAACAACAAUGACGUCAUCAACAACAACAAUGAAGUCAUCGACAACAACACCAACAACAACAACAUCAACAACAACAGCAACAUCAACAUAAACAACAUGCGUAAUAAGAACCAGGACAGCUUAAUUGCUUGCGAUAUAAAUAAUCCAUCAAUUAUCAUCAACAAUAUAAACAACCGCGUAGCUAUAAAUAACUCUGAUGACAUCAUCAACAACAACAUCAGCAACAACAUCAACAACAACACCAGCAACAGCAACUGCAAUCAUGAUAUUUACGACGGUAUGGAUAACAUAUACUACCACUUUGAAAACAUCAUCAACCACAACAGCAACGGCAGCAACUUCCACGACGACAACGACGACGACUACGGCGACAACUACAACUUCGUCUCCAACUUUCACCACAACGACGAUGACAAAUUCAAUGCCGAAAACGACAUGCGACGACUUUUUGAGUGGCUAAAACUGGAAAACACGGAGCUGAACACACGUUGCGCCCAACUCUCGCGAGAAAACAACUCGCUGACUGAGUUGCUGAAACUCCAAAGAGAGGAAGCCUCUCGAACGAUGUCUGCCAAUCACAGCAGAGAAGUGGCCGACAGAUCGGAAAUCAACAAAUUGAAAGAUGAGAAAGAGCGAUUGGUGGCCAUCUUACAGCUGCCGGAAAGCGACCGCAUGAGCUUCAACUGCAUGCAAGAAGAGAUCGAAGCUUUGAAGAUAAAACUGGACGAGACGGUAUCUCACUUACUGGAGAAGACACGUCAGAACGAAGAAUUGAAACGCGAACUCACCGAUGCCCGACUCGAAACUGACGAGUUGUCCGACCGAUUCAACAGUGAGGAAAACCGACAUCUUAGACGAUUGACAGCCGAAAUGGAUGCUUACAUCAGACAAUGUCGGGUUCUCAACUUCCGGUGUAGACAGGUGGAGCGGAAGUGUGAGUUUUAUCGGAUUAAAAUCGAAGAAUUUGAAAGAAAGGAAACGGAAAAGGAUGAGAAAUAUUUGAAAGAAGCGAAAAAAGAUAACAAAUAUAAAACAGGUAACAUAAAAAAUCUAAAUUGCCGAGAAAAUGACGAUGAAACUAAAGAUUGCAAGAGUAACUCUGCUUCAAAGUAUUUGACGGAUCAAGAAAAAAGCUACAAAUAUCUAGAGGAAAAGGAAGAAGAUUGUAAAUAUUACAACGACAGCAAGAGUAAAGAUCAUAAAUAUAAAAAUGAUGAAAUCAACAACAUCAACAACAACAACGACGACAGCGAUGAUGUGAGUAGCAAUGAUAAGAAUGGUGAUGGUGAUGGUCAGAUGGUGAAGCAGAGGAGAAAUAAAGAAAUGAAUGAUAUAUUCUAUGCCAUCACAAACGACGAUGACGAUGAUAACAUUAACAACAACAACAACAACAACAACAACAACACGGAUAUGAGCAAUACUGAUGACGAUGCAGAUAGGCCACUUAACCAUCAUUGCCAACAACAACAGCAACAACAACAACAAUUGUUAUCUCCAGCUUUAGAACCUUCAUCGCCAUCAGCCAUCGUCACAAACAGCACUACGUCGUCAUCAUCACCGCCAUUGACAAAAAAAUCAUUCUCACAUACGGCAGCAACGGCAGCGGCCACUUGCACCACAACGACUACAACGACAAAUUCCGCCAUCUUGGUCCACAGACCGGAAAUGCGCUCCAAAAAAGCUGAAGCGGAAAUGGCUCGCAGACACAAACAGGAAAUGGAGGCCAUCUUGAUGACGCUGAGAAGGAGGGAGAGACAGUUUUCUGAAGAGAGAAAAAUUUUGAACAGAAAAAAUUAUGAACUCUCUGAAAUGUUUGAACUUUUGGUGCAAAGGCUUUCAAAUAACAACAACAACAACAAUAAUAAUAAUAAUAAUAAUAAUGAUAAUGAUAAUAAUGAUAAUGUUGUCGAAAAUUCCGCGCAAACCGAAGUCUCCUGGAAGACUUUUGAGGAUCGCAUGCUCGCCAUGCAAAAUGAACUGACGCAAAAGACAGCUGAAAUCUUGAGACUGCACUCAACAGCUGCCAACCUCCAGCAACAACUCACCGACCAAUCAGAAAAGCAUCAACAAAACAUGGCCGACUUCCGGCAGAAUUUAGACCGGAAGUGCAAAACAAUCGACCGGAAGGAACAACUCAUUUCCGUUAUUACGUCAUCGCUGGAGAAAGCGGAAAAGGAAGUAGAGGACAGAAACAAGAGAUUGAUGACGUCAGAAGAAGAGAUUAAAAGGAUGAAAAAGGAGGUUGAUGGAAAGAACGACUUGCUGAAAAUAUUAGAAAAAGAAGGAGAGAAACUGAAAACUGAUGUUGAAAAGUUGAAGGGUGAGGUCGAACAUGUCGGCGAUACGUAUCAACAAUUGCUCACAAAGUACACGCAGUUGAAGCAACAAAAAAAACCGCCCCAAUCGCAGCCACAACAGCCACAACAGCCACAGCUUCUACGACCACAACAUCAUAAACAACAACAACAAAAUAGUAUACAAACACAGCAACAAUCAUCAACUUCUUUUACAUCAUCAUCGUCGUCGUCGUCGUCAUCAUUCAAUUCAUCGUUGCAGAUUGUCAGACUGAGGGAGAAGCAAGCGAUCAAUGUUAAUUGCAAUACGACAGAAAUCACAGUUAAGAGAAGAUCGAGGUCACUCUCUGAACUGUACACCCAACGGUUGAGUCUAUUCGAUUCGACCUACAGCCUUGUGACAUUAAAACCCAUUAAUAAUAAUAAUAACAAUAAUAAUAAUAAGGAUUUUAAUAAGGAUUUGAGUCAGAGAUGUGACGAUUUUGAUGAGUUUAGUCGGUAUGAUUCGGUUAAAAAAAAGAUGUCGCUAACAGUUUUCAAAAUUAUGUCUUGCAACAGAAAUUGUUGCAAGAAAGAUUACGUCUCUUGCAGCAUCAACAUCAACAACAUCAACUGCAACAACAACAUCAACUGCAACAACAUCAACAGCAACAUCUGCCUGGCCUACUCCAUUGCAACACUCUACCUCCGGUGCAACUGCAUUCGCAUCCAGUAG